AUGAACAUCCAUCUAUAUCCAAUCUCAACCCAUUCCAUAUCAACUAUAUCCUUCAUACAUCAACUAUCAAACGGCAGAAGCCACCCACCCAAAGAAAGUCCCUCUUUAGACAGACCCAUCCUCAUCCCAACAAACAAAAUGGACCGCGAAAGACUCGAAAAUCUACGGCGCGAGAAUACCGAUCUCCUGGCCGACGAGAGCCCCCUGCGAGACCGCAUACAAGCCCGACAACAGCAAGUCCAGGUGCGCCAGUCACAAUUCCACGACCGAGAGUACCGCGCCCAUAGAGACAACGACCCCCUGCCGUCGCUGAACGAAAAACGCCUAUAUGACACGAUUAUGGAUGUACUUAUAGAAGAGAAUCAGAGAGACCUUCUCAAAUUGCACAAUAUCAGUCAACGGAGGGCGGAAAUUCGAGACGAGUUGCGCACGGCAGGAGUGCCGGAGCUAGAUGACGAUACGGUGUGGUUUUGGCUCUGCCUGACGGGGUGGUCUUGGUUCGGCCUGACGGUGAGACUUCGGUCGUUCUGGGUGACUGACCUGAUCGUGAAAUUUUGGUCUUGGUUUUGGGGUGAUCAGGGGCCGUUCAGCCAUUGGAUUGUGCUCUAUCUUUGUGGUCUCGUUCGGGGGUUUUGGGGUGAAUUGCUUCAUUACCUUGAGCUUUUAUGGCAGCUUGGUGCUGCUUUUUAG
Messenger RNA from Aspergillus melleus, 690 nucleotides. RefSeq lists its product as uncharacterized. NCBI's taxonomy places the organism in Eukaryota, Fungi, Ascomycota, Eurotiomycetes, Eurotiales, Aspergillaceae. The record is from RefSeq and is a predicted model, not a curated record. The coding region runs from base 1 to 690 and encodes 229 amino acids. The transcript has a single exon.